ACUAUGGAGCCCAGCUGUGCAUAAUCAGCUUUGCCAGACACUAAGAUGGCCGCCGUAACCUCGGAUGUGACGGGAAUGGUGUUGGCUUGUCCUACAGGUGGCGCUGUGGCUCCCCCGCAGAUCACGGAGGAAAAGGAAAGAUGGCCAGCCAGGAGGACCCGGUGCAAAGGGAGAUCCACCAAGACUGGGCCAACCGGGAGUACAUCGAGGUGAUCACCAGCAGCAUCAAGAAGAUCGCCGACUUCCUUAACUCGUUUGACAUGUCUUGCCGCUCACGCCUGGCGACAUUAAACGAGAAGCUGACGGCGUUGGAGAGACGGAUCGAGUACAUAGAAGCGAGGGUCACCAAAGGAGAAACGCUGACAUAGAGGCCCCUCCCCCGCCUGUCAUUCAAAUAUUUUAUAUACAAAUAUUCGCUAUGAACUCCUCCCCCCUUCAUCUGAUAACACUGCGGCAUCACCUUGAUCAUUCCUCCAUGGAACUUUAUUGGUCGGCAAAAGCCACGUGAUGCACAAUUCCUCGUCUGGAUGAUGGGACGUGCAAGAAGCGGGGUGGUUUCCCAAUUAUUUUUCUCUUUUGUAUCAGUGUGUCUGUACCUUUUAAACUGUGUUAAAAUAAAUUGAACCAAUCAA
Hyla sarda is the source of this 632-nucleotide messenger RNA. RefSeq names its product BRICK1 subunit of SCAR/WAVE actin nucleating complex (gene BRK1). Gene Ontology annotation, cellular component: SCAR complex. Gene Ontology annotation, biological process: cell motility; actin filament organization; regulation of actin polymerization or depolymerization. The transcript has 3 exons. The record is from RefSeq and is a predicted model, not a curated record. Lineage: Eukaryota; Metazoa; Chordata; Amphibia; Anura; Hylidae. Gene Ontology annotation, molecular function: protein-containing complex binding. The coding region runs from base 141 to 368 and encodes 75 amino acids.